Molecule: messenger RNA, 538 nt
Organism: Nanorana parkeri
Lineage: Eukaryota; Metazoa; Chordata; Amphibia; Anura; Dicroglossidae
Product: pre-mRNA-splicing factor 38B-like
Exons: 3
Coding region: 19-384 (121 amino acids)
Source: RefSeq, a predicted model, not a curated record
GUGCGACGUGCGUUCACCAUGGAGGAAGAGCUAGAGCGGAAAGCAGUGGAAGAACUUCUUAAAGAGGCACAACGUGGAAAAGAUCGUGCUGAGACGAUGGGACCAAUGGGUUGGAUGAAGUGUCCACUAGUGAACACCAACAAGCGUUUUCUGAUCAAUACCAUUAAGAACACCCUGCCGUCAGACAGGGAGAAACGCAGAAGGAGAUCGCCCGAUGAGAAGGAGAGCAGGGAUCGCAGCCAGGAAAGGAGGUAUUCAAGAAAACACAGCGCACAUCCCUAUAAGAGGAGCGAGGAGUCCAAAAGGGAAAAAAGCAGAUCUCCGUCAUCUUCAAGCAAGAGCACAAAACAGUCACACUCCGAGGGCGACCAUAAGAGGAGAUAGCCAUAAAGACUUUGAAGCAAUAAGGCUGUAACUGUUACUUUAGUCACUGGCAAUACACAGGGUGUUCAUAUCUGCUUCUCAAGCCUGACGAUGACUGUUAAUGAUUUUAAAACCAUUUCAGUACAGAUAUUGUCUGCAGUUAGUGGUGGAUUAU